AGUGGAAAGAGUUGAACCGCAUAAAGAACAUGUAAAGGUGCUCCUCCUAAUUGCUAUAAAACAUUCUCAAAUUCAUAUUGAGAUCUCAACAUAAUUUGGAAAGAACUAUCGCAAAAUGAAAGUGCUGAUUUUUGUACUGACCAUGGUCGUUUACCAGGCUGUUUGCGAAGUCUAUUUGUUUGGUUUGGAUAAGGGUUUGGAUCCACCACAGAAAAAUGAAGAUCACGAAGAAGAUUAUAUGAAGCUGGACAUGAAGAUUAAUCACGAACUCAAGUACCGUCGGUACAUGGAGACAGAGCAAGAGACCUGUGACAGAUCAGUCAGAGUGGCAGAAAACUUGCUGCACAGGUUCUUCAGGGACCUAGAUGUCUUGCUAACAUCUACCGUUAAAACACAUCAACUUGAUAUCCCUCUGUGUGAACGCUAAAGUGGCCACUGAGUGUAUCAAGAUACUCAGUACAUUCCCAGCACAGGUCGUUACAGCUGAGUUUGAAAAGUUUAAUACAUGUAUGAAGCCAGCAUUACAAGCACAAAUUCAGCUAGACGAAACGUUUCCUUCACUUUUCGACCAAUACCGUCUUGGAUACUCCACUGCUUUGGAAAAGAUUGACACAUGUGAAAGUCAGUACCCUAACGUACAGAACAAGGAUCAGAAGUAUCGAUGUAUACAAAGGAACUAUCGUAGAUACUUCUCUAAAACGAUAAAUAUCACCGUAGAACAGUUUCAGAGUCCGUGCAUGCAGACCUUUGUCAAGAAUGCCAUCACAUGUGUGACUAAUAGCGCUCACAUCAUGAAGGCCAAGACUGAGGAGUACAGAACACUCCUCAGCAUGUGUGCACACAUCGACGAUAUGGCGUCAAGUGAGUGUUCGGAUCCAAAUGAUUUUGAGAUGACAUUGGAGCCUUCAGUGUUGGAUCAAAUAGAACAUGCACAAGACAUGUUUGCCGCAUUGAACCAACAAUUCGAGGACAAGAUCGAACAACUAUUCAAACUGAAUCUUAAGGCCUCGCGGAAACCAAGGCAACUGACGUACGAUUUCGUCUACGACGACGUGAGCAAGAUGUUUGCACCUUACCUCUCGGCUGUGAACCAGACCCUGGCGGAUAAUCGCCAUCCAGAAGAGAUAACGUGCGGCUUGAAAGCGGAGCUGUCUAUAAGGAACAGUAUUGCUCAAGGAGUCGAGGAUUACGAACAAUGCUAUCAAGAAACCGUUACUGGAAUCAACGAAAAAGUGAGAGAAAUCAGGGAAGAGUACAAAACAAUCGGCGAGAAACUCAAAAUGGGUGGAAAUGUGGCCAUCUUGUGGUGCCUGGACGCUGGUUAUGUCUUCGGCACGAACGAUAUCAAAGAGUGCUUUGACUUGAAAAUCAGGGAGUUGUCCAACACGGUACAUUUCGAGGCUCUGGAGAAGCGCAUGACAGAGAUCGAGGAUGUUGACCUCUCCUUCGAUAGUCCAAACGCAUUGCCUUGCGUUGAAGAGAUAUUGGAAGAGAUGCAACUGGACGCAGAUAAGGCUCUAUUCGCCUAUAAGAGAUGUAUGUAUAUUAGUACCGGGACCGAUUAUCCUGUUACAACACCUCACCCGAGUACCACAAGCAGUAAUGUACUAGAGAAAGCAGAUUAUUGGUACGUAAAUUAAUAAGAACGUAAGUAUUGGUACGUUAGUUUGUAAGUUAUUGGUCGUUGUUAAGUUUUACAAUUAUGUAAUAAUGUGCCCAUUUAGGCCUUCCAAUAUUGUAUAUUAUUAUAGUGCAGCAUAUUGUUUAUUUUUACCUUAAAAUUGUUUUAUUUUACUAAAUAUGUAUACUCUACUGUCCGUGGAGUUAUAAUUAGCCCAUACCAAAGAUUACUUUUAAAAUUGCUGGAAUAAACGUCAUUCAUGCAUUCAAUAUACAAAUGUAAAAUAAACCAUAUUUGAUGGAAA
Messenger RNA from Homalodisca vitripennis (glassy-winged sharpshooter), 1925 nucleotides. RefSeq lists its product as uncharacterized. The record is from RefSeq and is a predicted model, not a curated record. Lineage: Eukaryota; Metazoa; Arthropoda; Insecta; Hemiptera; Cicadellidae. The transcript is spliced from 6 exons. The coding region runs from base 510 to 1640 and encodes 376 amino acids.